This is a messenger RNA of Pediculus humanus corporis (human body louse), 1050 nucleotides long. Its product is annotated as glucuronyltransferase-S, putative. Gene Ontology annotation, molecular function: galactosylgalactosylxylosylprotein 3-beta-glucuronosyltransferase activity. Lineage: Eukaryota; Metazoa; Arthropoda; Insecta; Psocodea; Pediculidae. The record is from RefSeq and is a predicted model, not a curated record. Gene Ontology annotation, cellular component: Golgi membrane. Gene Ontology annotation, biological process: carbohydrate metabolic process; chondroitin sulfate proteoglycan biosynthetic process. The transcript has 6 exons. Bases 1 to 1050 code for a protein of 349 amino acids.
AUGGAUUCGUUUAGAAAGCUUUGGCUGUUGAUAUUUCUCGGUGCCGGCGUACUUAUGCUCCAAUAUCAUGUUUCGACAACGUGGAACACGACAAACAUUUCCGUACCAUCAUCGUAUUCUUCUGCUUCCACGAGCGGAAGUGAAGAAAUCGUUCAAGCCGUCGUAUCGAAACUUCAAUUGGAUACUUCGAUAGUCAACGUAGUCGGUAAAAAAUACAUACAAGAAUUGGCGUUGCAAAUAAGUAGAGAAUUGAUAUCGUCGUCAAAAGGCUGUGAUUAUUCAAUAUCGAAUACAAUCGAAUGGCCGGAACCGACAUUAUAUUUGAUAACUCCGACCUACAGGAGACCGGAACAACUCGCAGAAUUGACGAGAAUGGCUCAAACUUUGAUGCACGUGAGAAAUCUCGUUUGGUUGGUCAUAGAGGAUGCAAAUUCGACGACGGAAUUAGUGACAAAACUUUUGGAUAAAACGGGAAUCGAAUAUCAUCACAUGAUAGCUCCCAUGCCUGAACAGUUCAGAAAGAAAAAAAUAAAACCCCGCGGGGUUUCAAAUAGAAACAGAGGAUUGGAAUGGAUAAGAGCAAACGCGACAAAAGGCGUUCUAUAUUUUGCCGACGAUGAUAACACAUACGAUAUAUCACUUUUUCAAGAGAUACGAACGACUAAAAAGGUUUCCAUGUUUCCCGUUGGCCUUUGUACGAAAUUCGGCGUGAGUAGUCCGGUUGUUAAAAAUGGAACUUUUGCCGGUUUUUACGACGGUUGGUUGGGAGGACGAAAAUUUCCCGUCGACAUGGCGGGUUUUGCAAUCAAUUUAGAUUUUUUACUCAAGAGACCAAAAGCUUCGAUGCCUUACAAACCUGGAUUCGAAGAAGAUGGAUUCCUAAGAAGUUUAUCGCCUUUCGAACCUAAAGAAGUCGAAUUAAAAGCCGAUAAUUGCACAAAGAUUUUAGUCUGGCACACGCAGGCUAGAAAAAACGAGCCUUCAGCAGCCGUCGAUUUUAACAAAUAUGGAAACACAAACAUAAUUAAAUUGAAAAAAAUCCUCGUUUAG